AUGUCAGCUCUAUCGAUGAUCAUCACUACAUUCUUUCCUGCAUUUUUAUUAUUUACACUCUUCGUAUUUUAUCCAAUUGAUGCCAAUGAAAAUAUUGUAUCAAUGCCAAAUGAAAAUUGUACUGUUAAAUAUGGUAGACGCUUAUUAAAAGAAGGUACUGAAAUUUCAAUCAAUCGAAAAUUAUACAAAGUUGAAGACUGUCAAUUACAACGAGCUUAUCAAACAUGUGGUCCUCAUCUGUGGCAUAUAAUCAACAUUGUUUGUGAUGCUAUAGACCAACACAAAAGAAAAAAUCAACUUUCAUCUCGAAUUCGACGAUUUGCACAAGAAAAAUUACUUUCUGACGCUUGCUGCCUAAGUUCAUGUACUGUUGCUGAAAUGACUCGAUAUUGUCCUACUUAA
Molecule: messenger RNA, 402 nt
Organism: Rotaria sp. Silwood2
Lineage: Eukaryota; Metazoa; Rotifera; Eurotatoria; Philodinida; Philodinidae
Source: the annotation of a GenBank genome assembly